Messenger RNA from Leucoraja erinaceus (little skate), 1733 nucleotides. Its product is annotated as CMP-N-acetylneuraminate-beta-galactosamide-alpha-2,3-sialyltransferase 2-like. The transcript has 7 exons. Gene Ontology annotation, molecular function: beta-galactoside (CMP) alpha-2,3-sialyltransferase activity. Bases 202 to 1173 code for a protein of 323 amino acids. NCBI's taxonomy places the organism in Eukaryota, Metazoa, Chordata, Chondrichthyes, Rajiformes, Rajidae. The record is from RefSeq and is a predicted model, not a curated record.
GAAAUAGGAUGUUAGACUGGCACAGCAGCAGUUAGGAAGAAGAUAUAAAGACACAGAGUUAUACAGAGUGGAAACAGGCCCUUCGGCCCACCGUGUGCCAGGUGUUGCCUCAUUCCUGGCUGUGGAUGUGAGGGCCGCCCCGGAGGGAUGAGCAGCCACCCGGAGACUGUGGCUGGGGGUCACCGUCCGUGGUGAGUGGCGAUGCCUCGGGAACACUGGCUGCUGUGGACGUUCCCAGCCACGUUCUGCUGCGCCAGGGUGAAGCUCCGCCAGCGCACUCUGUUCCUCCUCCUCCUCCUGCCCGCCCUGCUGCUCCUCCUCUGGCCCGUGUGGACAGCCCAGCCACCCUGCACGCUCGCCUCCUGCAGCUGCGAGACCUGUGUCACUGACCAAGGCCUCUCCGCAUGGUUCGACCAGCGCUUCAACUCUACUGUGCAGCCACUACUGACCAACGACAAUACCAACAUCUCCACUGACAUCCUCCUCUGGUGGCUGAAGCUACAGAUGAAGGCCCCGGCCGUCAGCCUGGCCCACGAGCUGCUCUUCCAGCAGGCCCCCAAGUCCCGGCUGGACCCCCGCAACAACUGCCGCUGCCACACCUGCGCUGUUGUGGGCAACUCCGGUAACCUGGUCAGCUCCAGUUACGGCCAGCUAAUCGAUUCACACCGGUUUGUGUUCAGGAUGAACCAGGCGGUGACGGAAGGCUACGAGGCGGACGUUGGCCGCAAGACCACCCACCACCUGAUGUACCCGGAGAGCGCCCGCAGUCUGGAGCCGGGGGUGAGGCCCGUGCUCGUUCCCUUCAAGCCCCGGGACCUGCAGUGGAUGCAGCCCGGCACACGAGCGCGGAGAGCCCUUCGAGUCGACUGGGACAAGGCCCUCACCUUCCAUCCGGCCUUCAUGAAGUACGUGCACGACGCCUGGACCCAGGGUCACGGCCGCUACCCGUCCACCGGCCUCCUGGCGCUCGUCCUCGCCCUGCACCUGUGCGACCAGGUGUCGGUGAUGGGCUACGGGUCGGACGGGCGCGGGGAUUGGCACCAUUACUGGGAGCGGAACCGACUGGCCGGCGCCUUCCGAUUCACCGGAGUUCACGACGCUACGUUCGAGGCCGCGGUCAUCAGGCGCCUGGCGGCCGGUGGCAAAGUCCGUCUGUAUCGGGGCCGUCUCUGACCCACUCCGGCCGGACAUUCAACGUGGCACGGCAGCGGCGGCGGCGGGGAACAUCGCCGGUAGAUACACACAUCCCACCCCACUCUGCAUUCAUAUAUCUCCUUUUCACAACUCCCCGGGGGCCACCGCAUUCCUAGCACCGACUCUCCGCCGCCGGGGUCGCCCUAAGCCCCCCCCCCCCGGGCCACAACUCUGUCCCCCGUUGUCAGUCCCAACACGCGGUCUCAGCCUCGCCGCCUUCGCUCGGUCACUUCUCUCCGGCCGCUGCCCGACACGAUGUCGUCAAACCCCGUGUCCGCCACAACACUGAGACCAUCCAGCCCUUGGGGAGGGGCCGGUGUUGGCCCACCGAGGUCAGAGGGCCGCCACCUCUUCACUUGCCCCCGUUGUGAAGCGACAGCACGGCGCAAGGCCAUUCGGCCCAACACGUCUGUGCAGACCAGCGGGAGAACAAAGAGGAAAUAGAAUGAAUUGUAUUGUGUGUCUUGUUGCUUUUCACUUCGUAUUCAAAUGUCACCUCAAUUGGUACAACUGUGACAAUAAACUGACAUGUAAACCCA